AUUAAUUAACUUCCAUAAAAUAAAGAUUCCUCCUAACUCUAAAUGGAAAACUCUUGAAGUAGUUCGUCUGAAAAUAAUGACGAAAGUCCAAAGUCCGAGCCCAAGAUUGGUAGCCAAGAAAUAGAGCUUAGCUCUAAGAAAGAUAACUACCUUACUCCACCUGAGAACGUCUCUGUGCAGAACAAUACGAUACAGGAUGAAGAAUGCAAAGUUCAGACACUUGUUCCUGAAGAUGCUCAUUACAGAACAGGUUUUAAUGUAUGGGGUGCUUCCUUUGAUAAAGGUGACGAUACUAAAAGAAAGCGAUCAAACUAUGAUGGAAGUUUUGAGAAUCACUAUAAAACUGAGAAUCCUCUCGAAAAGGAUCUAGACCAGACCAACCAUAAUGUGUCAAAUACUUCCAAAAUUGGUAUAAAUGCUCAAGCCUUCUCAAGAGAGCCAAUGGAUGACAAUGUGAAAGGAGAAGAAGACUCAAUAAAUGAGUAUCUGAGCGCUAUUUUAAACAAUAAUCCUGCCAAGAGGAGAGAGAUACUUUCUCUCCCAGUUCCAAAACAUCUCAACUCUAUCACGCUUAAGAUCACUAGCAAAUCAGGGUUGUGGAACAAACUGUCUCCCCAUUUAACCUUAGAGGAUUUGAGUGGUGAGAAGUUUUUGCUGAACGCGAAGAAGUGUAUCCAAUCUAAACCUCUAUCAAAAUUCUACAAAACCGCUUAUUAUUUUCAUAUCAGCAAUCUGAGAGACUGCUUCAGCAAGGACAAUGAAGGAUUCAUGGGCAGGAUCCGGAAAAAGAGUAACACUUACACAUUAGAAGACCAUACUAGUUACUCGAAUAUGGACAAUGAUGUUUCAACAGUCGAGUUUAGCCCAGAUGAGCAGAACCCGACUAGUAUAAGGAAGUUUGAGCUCACUUUGGCUGAUAGAAUCAAGAGAGCCAUAAUUCGCAGCAGCCAAGAAGAGGAAAAAGCAGAUCUUACUAGGCCAUGACUGGAUUUGGACGACCUUGAGUUCACUAGUGUUGAGCCUUACUUUGACGAAACUGUUAAUGACUACGCAAUGGACUUUACUCCUCAUACAAAUUUUAUCCCAAGUUCUAAAAAUUUCCAAGUUAGAUGGAAGAGCAAAGAUCAGUUACUUAUAGAACAAGUGAAGGUCGGCAAGAACGAAUAUGAGCUAAGAUUGAGGUACCCCAUGAGCAUAUUUGUUGCAUUUGCUACUUCACUAGCCCUAUUUGAUCCGGUAUAUAAGAUCUAGGAGAGAUUAUGUCAACAAAACUAAAGAUUAAUG
This is a messenger RNA of Moneuplotes crassus, 1284 nucleotides long. The record is from the annotation of a GenBank genome assembly. NCBI's taxonomy places the organism in Eukaryota, Ciliophora, Spirotrichea, Euplotida, Euplotidae.